Messenger RNA from Aspergillus aculeatinus CBS 121060, 1071 nucleotides. RefSeq names its product A4/G1 family peptidase. The coding region runs from base 101 to 940 and encodes 279 amino acids. Gene Ontology annotation, molecular function: glutamic-type endopeptidase activity. Gene Ontology annotation, biological process: proteolysis. NCBI's taxonomy places the organism in Eukaryota, Fungi, Ascomycota, Eurotiomycetes, Eurotiales, Aspergillaceae. The transcript has a single exon. The record is from RefSeq and is a predicted model, not a curated record.
ACUGGACGUCGUCUCUGGCCAGAAAUACGUCUAGCUUCUACUUCGGAUCCAGCCUCUCGCCAACACCUCCUCACCACUACAACAAACUAGCCAACCCAUCAUGAAGCUCUUGGCCCCCAUUCUAGCCACCACCUGCCUGGCUAGUAGCGUCCUAGCAGCUCCCCGCAGUGGGCUAGCAGAGCGCAUGCAAGCCCGGUCCAUGGCUCGUGGUUCGCGUCCCCUACAGCCACACCCUUCAGAAUCAGACCCCAAGAGCAACCACCGCGAGGAAGUGGCUUCGUCUCCAAACACAUCUCACGUCACAUACAGCAGCAAUUGGGCCGGCAUUGUGCGAGAGGAACCGCCCAGCUCAGGCCCGUACACAGCCGUCAGCGCGACCUUUCAGGUCCCCAAGCCCACCGCUGCAGCCAGCAGCCGCGGCACGCAGGCCGGCUCCGCCUGGGUCGGCAUCGACGGCGACACGUACAACGCCGCCAUCCUCCAGACUGGGGUGGAUUUCUACGUCCAGAACGGCAAGGUCUCCGGCGAUGCCUGGUACGAAUGGUACCCAGACUACGCGUACGACUUCGAUCUCUCCGUGAGCCCCGGCGAUACCAUCGUGGCCAAGGUCCAGGCCCUGUCGCCCAGCCAGGGGGUGGCCAUCAUCGAGAACAAGUCUACCGGCCAGAAGGCGACGCAGACGAUUUCCGCCCCUGAAGCGACGGCCACCCUGGCGGGCCAGAAUGCUGACUGGAUCGUCGAGGAUUUCCAGGCGGGCGAUGAACAGGUUGCGCUCACAGACUUCGGCACGGUCACGUUCACCGGCGCGCAGGCCCAGGGCGGGGGCCAGACCGUGGGUGUCCAGGAUGGGACGGUCAUUGAGCUGAAGCAGAAUGAUCAAGUGAUGACGGAGGUGGAUGUACAGAGCGACACGAAGUUCAGCGUUACCUACAUAGGAUGAUUCCCUAGAGGCUGCUGCAUGCUAGCCAUUUCUGUUUCACGUGGCGUUUUUAUCUGAUGAUCCUGGUUGUAUGUAUUGAGCAUAGCUAUUGCCUAUUUAUGAAAGUUCAGGUUUGUUUGAAAAGUCGCUCG